GAGGGUAGUCGUAUCAGAGUAUCAGUACGUCCUCCUGCGUCCCGGCCGAGGCUGAACGCAGACAGAACGAGGAGAAACGAGGCCGAGACGAGAACGGAAAGCACCGUUCAGCUCUAUCCUUGCCAGCAUGUCCUGGCUCAUCAGUAGUCCCCUCUCUUCGGGGCCCUGCUCCAGCGGCAUCCCUAGCUACCGCGGCGCGGCCGGCCUCUGGACCAGACUGCGCCCCGAGAUGCUGUCGGCGACGCCCGCACAACGGGCGCGCAUCGCCAGGGACCCCGAGUGGGUCGCCAGCGCCGAGCUGUUCCGGGAGAACCCGGUCCCGUUCUUCGAGGUCAAGCGGGAGUUCGUCCUCGGGCUGGCGAGGCGCAGGUGGCUGCCCACCGCGGCUCACCACGUGGUGGCGCUGCUCCACCGCCACGGGCUCCUGUCGCACGUGUUGACGCAGAACAUUGACGGGCUGCACCAAGAGUCUGGCGUCCCCUCCGAUCUGGUCACCGAGGUCCACGGCACCACGCGCUCGGCGCGCUGCGACGGCUGCGGCCGGCGGCUCGCCCUGGAGGAGUACGCCGCGCUGGCGGAGGCGCACGUCCGGGACCUGGGCGGCGCGGACCCGGGGGCGCCAGCGCGGUCUUCGGACGGCGGGCUUCCGUGCCCGGGGUGCGCCCGCACCAGCGUGCGGCCCGACACGGUGCUGUUCGGGGAGGAGGUCAACCCGGCCUUCAGGGAAGUGUUCCGCAGGGACCUGCCGGCGGCAGACUUGCUGGUGGUGGUGGGCACCACGCUGCUGGUGGCCCCCGUCGCCACGGCGCCCAUGGAGGUGUCCCCGGAGUGUGUGCGGCUGGUCGUCAACGACCGGCGGGUGGGCGAGAACGUGGGCCUGGUGUUCGACGAGCCAGACUGUCGGCGCGACAUCAUGGUUGAGGACGACAUCGACGCCGCCUUCGUGCGGCUGGCAGGCAUGCUGGGCUGGCUGCCGGACCUCGAGGCCCUCUCGGGGCAGAUGUCGGAGCGGGGCGCCGAGUGCGUGGCGGCCGCGGCGGCGGCGGAGAGGGCGCGCCUGGGCCGGCGGCGCGCCGCGCCCUGAGAGCGCCACCCCUCCUCCUCCUCCUCCCCCCUCUUGGACGCCCCCCCUCCUGGACGCCCUCGAGGCCACGGGGAUGCCGACGUCCUCCUCCCUCGCCCGCGGCGGCGGCGCCCCGGGGCGCCGCCGGGGAUGCGCGCGCGGGAGCGGCGCGGCGCCGGGUGUACAGACAGGCCGCCGGCCGCCGGUGUACAGCGGGCGGGGCGCCGCGGCGCCAGCGGGGCCCCGCGAUCCCCGACAGCGCCGGGCGAAACAGCG
Messenger RNA from Prorocentrum cordatum, 1339 nucleotides. The record is from the annotation of a GenBank genome assembly. Lineage: Eukaryota; Dinophyceae; Prorocentrales; Prorocentraceae.